Messenger RNA from Macadamia integrifolia, 2397 nucleotides. Its product is annotated as protein CHUP1, chloroplastic. Bases 596 to 2227 code for a protein of 543 amino acids. Lineage: Eukaryota; Viridiplantae; Streptophyta; Magnoliopsida; Proteales; Proteaceae. Gene Ontology annotation, biological process: chloroplast organization. The record is from RefSeq and is a predicted model, not a curated record. The transcript is spliced from 9 exons. Gene Ontology annotation, cellular component: chloroplast outer membrane.
AACGUUUUCAUUUUCUGGUUGUGUUAGUCUGAGAGAGACCGGGAGGGACAUCGCUCUCUCUCUCUCUUUAUCAGAAUUCCGAGCUUGAAGGUUCAAAACAACAAACUACACUGCAUUUUGAUGCGAAGUUGCAACCAAUGAUGAGAAGCUCCACCGUACGAUAUUCCUCAAUCUGAGCGUCCGCGGUAUAUGUAUUUCAGAGAGAAAAUACCGGAAUUUCCUUCCUUUUCCCUCCGCACGGUGAUCUUUCGAUCUUCGCAGGUUUUGAGCUAUAUUAUUUCAUCUUGUCCUUUCCAGAUGAAAUAGAUACGAAAAGGAUCGAAAUAAAGAUGAAAAUACAAAGGGAAAUUAGCUAAAAAAUAGGAGGAUACUUCGUUUGAUUCUUAUCGGAGGCACGUAUAGAGAUGAUUUGACAGACUAUUUUUUGUGCCGUCGUCCGCCGGAUUGUUUUGGGGCCCUUCUGUGUCUGUAACUGUAUCGGUUAGUCAACUAUCGUCAAGUGUCAACCUCGAAGCUCAAAGCCUCAAACCUAACACCACUGCAAGCCCGCCACCACAUCUUUCACGAGAUUGAUAUUGAACAAGUGGUGGAAGCCAUGAAGCAAGAGAUUUCAACAACAGCAGCUGAAAGCAAGUCGAGCUUCUCACAUUCCACAACCCCUUCUCGACUCAGAGCAUCUUCUAAAGCUAAGGACUCUGUAAAACCAGAUGUUCCUAACGGGGUCUCACCAGGUCUUAAAGCACGCCCAAAGACAGUUCCACCAGACCCGAACAACAGUCAAAAAGUUCGGAGAUCUCUUGGCCUCAACAAAUUGAAAUCUAGUGAGGAUGUUGUUGGAUCUCAAAAGGGUAGGGAAGGAGAGGAUGUCAAAAUUGUGGGUCGGACCGGAAAGCGGACGGUGGUCGAGCAGUUCGCUCGGCCGCGCAGGCGUGUCGAGCCCAGCUCUAAGAGGAUUGAAGAUGACAUAGAUGGGACAAGGAAGGAAUUGCAGGAGAAACUCCAUGCGAGUGAGAAUUCGGUUAAGGAAAUGCAGUCUGAGAUAUCUACAUUGAAAUCCCAGCUAGAGAAGUUGCAGAGCUUGAAUGUGGAACUGGAAUUACAGAACAGACAGUUUGCGAACGACCUUGCUGCUGCCGAAGCAAAGAUCUCAGCUCUUGAAAGUCGUCAACAGGAACCAGUUAAUGAAGAGUUUCAGAACCAUGGUUUUGAAAAGGCUCAAAAACUCGUAGCAAAUAAAUUGGAACACUUGAGAGUUCGGGAAACUAUAAAGGAAGGGAACACUUUUAAGACAUCAUCUGUAGCACCACAACGAGCGCCAGUGAGUUCCAAACCUCCUCCUCCACCGCCUCCCCCACCCAGGGUCCAAGCCAGAGCAGUUAGCAUGCAAAAAGCUCCAACACUUGUGCAAUUCUAUCACUCAUUGACAAAGCAUGAGGGAAAAAAGGAUCCUCUCCGACCUGGAAAUCUCAAUAAUCCCAGUGUCUCUAAUGCCCACAGCAGCAUAGUUGAUGAAAUUCAAAAUCGUUCAGCUCAUUCAUUAGCUAUAAAAGCGGAUGUGGAAACAAAGGGGGAGUUCAUCAAAUUUCUUAUCCAGAAAGUUCACGAUGCAAUAUAUACAGAUAUUGAGGACGUCCUAGAAUUUGUGGAUUGGCUUGACAACAAACUCUCUUCCCUGGCUGACGAGAGAGCUGUGCUAAAGCAUUUCAAUUGGCCUGAGAAGAAAGCUGAUGCCUUGCGUGAAGCUGCAGUUGAGUAUCGUGAUCUUAAACGGUUAGAAAGUGAAGUUUCUUCCUAUAAAGAUGACAAUACCAUACCAUGUGAAGUCAGCUUGAAGAAGAUGGCUAGUCUACUAGAUAAAUCUGAGCGGAACAUACAGAGGUUGGUUAAGUUGCGGGAAGCAGCUAUUCCUUUCUAUAGGGAUUGGAAAGUUCCUACGGAUUGGAUGCUUGAUUCAGGAAUGGUCAAGAAGAUAAAGCAGGGUUCUAUAAAACUGGCCAAAAUGUACAUGAAGAGGGUGUCAUUGGAGCUUGAAUCAGUUCAAAAUUCAGAAAGGGAAUCCAUGCAGGAAGCUUUGCUGCUUCAGGGUGUGCGUUUUGCUUAUAGGGCCCACCAGUUUGCUGGAGGACUUGAUUCAGAAACAAUGUGCGCUUUUGAAGAGAUAAAACAACGCAUGCCAGUGCACAUCGGAGGACAUCGACAACUGCUUGCAGGCAUAGCAUCAUCUUAGGGUAGCUGAGGGCUUUAUUCCGCCAGUGAAAAUGCAAAGAGGGACGUUGGCGGGACUGUCACUGUUUAGUGCCUUGUUAGUUAAUUAUAGGUAGACAGUUUGAAACUUUGGAGGAUGUAGAAUCGGACACACUAACUAAUUGAAAGCAUAAUCCUCUGCUGUUCAUAUCA